Messenger RNA from Dryobates pubescens (Downy woodpecker), 1446 nucleotides. Its product is annotated as T-cell surface glycoprotein CD4. Gene Ontology annotation, molecular function: MHC class II protein binding; protein tyrosine kinase binding. Gene Ontology annotation, biological process: T cell activation; positive regulation of ERK1 and ERK2 cascade; interleukin-15-mediated signaling pathway. The record is from RefSeq and is a predicted model, not a curated record. The transcript has 9 exons. Gene Ontology annotation, cellular component: membrane raft; external side of plasma membrane. The coding region runs from base 1 to 1446 and encodes 481 amino acids. NCBI's taxonomy places the organism in Eukaryota, Metazoa, Chordata, Aves, Piciformes, Picidae.
AUGGAGUUAAGCUGCAUGGUGGUAAGCAGCCUGCCUGCCAUCCUCUUGGUUCUGCAUCUGGGUCUGAUCCCCAUUAAGGCUCAGCAGAAUGAACUACAGGUUGGAGUUGCAGGCCAGGAGGUGAUCCUGAACUGCAGGGGCAUACCUCCUAACACAGGUGUGACAUGGAAGUACUAUAAGGCUGUCAUAAGGUCGUUUACAACCUCUCCUUUGAAAGGCAGAGCCGCAAUGGCUGAUCGCUCCCAUAUUGACCCAAGCAGCAAGCACCUGAAGCUGAUGGACUUAAGGAUGUCUGAUGUUGGCAUCUACACCUGUGCAUAUGGCUCUCACACAGUCACCAUCUCACUGCAUGUCUUUAACUUGACAGUCUCUUCAGAUGGGCACUUUCUGCCCAGUGAUGUCCCAGAGCUGACUUUAAUGCAAAACUCAACCCACCGUCCGCCUGACCUCAACAUCACACUGUUUGACAGUAACAAUAAGACAGUCAGACCACAACUCUUGCAAAACAAGACCACUCAAAAGUACACCCUGAAGUUGAAGCAACUGGAGGCCACAGACAGCGGCACCUGGGUGUGUCACAUCCAUUCAGACUCCCCGCCCAUCAAUCACAACAUCUUCUUUGAUGUCAAGGUACUAGGUUUUCAGAAUCCAGAUUUGGAACGACAGUAUGCAACUGUGGGUAGCACAGCCACCUUGUCAUGGCACCUGAACUCCCACGAGAUACAGUGGAAUAAAGAUUUCACAGGAGAACUGCACUGGGCACAACAUGAAGGUGCAACUGCUCAUAAGCUACUCGAUUUCAACAUCACAGCCCAAGGACAGCAGCAUGAGAUGAUAAGAAGCAGCCGCUUUCAGCUGGAGAUACCCAAAAGCACACCUAAAAAUACCAUGGAGGUGAAACUCCCCAAAGUCCAUUUCAACUACUCUGGGCAGUACCUGUGCCAGCUGAUGUACGAGGGGAAACACACAGAGAGCAAGAUAGAGCUGGUGGUGAUGAAAGUCUCUGCUAACCCUGUGGGGCCACUCCUCAGAGGGACCAGCAUGACCCUGAUCUGCCAGGUCUCUAGUCACCUCCCACCCAAUGCCCACUUGCGCUGGGAGCGGGUGAACGGCACUCAGAUGGACACCAAGCGCUCAAAGCAGAACGAAGCGAAGGUGGAGGUGAAUGUCAGCGCUGCAGGGCUGUGGAACUGUCACCUCAUAGAAGAUGGCCACAGGAAGAUCAGCCUUAACUACCCCGUGGAGGAAGCUCCUGCUUGGACCAGCUAUGUGGUGAUUGGAGCAAGUGUUGGAGGCAGUGUUUUGGUGCUUAGCCUCGUGUGCCUGUGCAUCAUUAGUGGUGUGAGAUGGCAGCAGAGAAGGCAACGGGCAAGAAAGAUGGCACAAGCAAGGCAAUACUUGCUGGAAAACAAGACAUGCCAGUGUCACCACCAGCUGAAGAAAUAG